AUGAGAAGUAAAAGAGAAGAAGAGGAUGAAGGGAAGAGACUCAUGAUGAUGAGGAACGAAGAGACGAUCGGCCGGGAUUCGCAGGAGAAGAUUUUCAUCGUCGCAGCUGGAAUCAGGCCCGAUCACAUAAGCGUAGAGCGAAUGAAGAGAGGAAUUAGGGCUUCGGGUAUCUUAAAGUAUCUGAUGGGAUUUGCCAACGAUUUUAACCGCCAAAACAUUUCUUCACUGGUGUAUGCGAUCCCCUUGGGCCUUAGUGGUGCAAUCAGUACCAGAAUAUCCAAUGAAUUGGGUGCACAAAAUCCAGGGGCUGCUGUAUUGGCUAUCCUAACUGCGGCAGUAGCCAUAAUUAUUGAAGGUUUGAUAGUGGGAUUUGGGAUGAUUGGUGGACGGAACUUAUGGGGACAUCUAUAUACCAAAGAGAGGGAAGUUGUGAAUGCUGUGGCUGUAAUGAUUCCAUGGAUAGCUUUAUCUCAUUUCAUUGAUGGUUUCCAAUGCGUGCUUUUAGGCACUAUUAGAGGAAGUGGUAGGCAAAAGAUGGGAGUUUUUGUUUGUCUCGGUUCUUACUACCUCGUUGGAAUUCCAGCAUCUAUACUUCUUGGUUUUGUUUUCCAUAUGGAUGUAAAGGGUCUUUGGAUUGGAAACAUCUGUGCGAUUUUUGUUCAAGACGCGGUGCUGCUAAUAAUGACAAUGUUUACAAACUGGGAGAAACAA
Molecule: messenger RNA, 711 nt
Organism: Dendrobium catenatum
Lineage: Eukaryota; Viridiplantae; Streptophyta; Magnoliopsida; Asparagales; Orchidaceae
Product: protein DETOXIFICATION 15-like
Exons: 4
Biological process (GO): transmembrane transport
Cellular component (GO): membrane
Molecular function (GO): antiporter activity; xenobiotic transmembrane transporter activity
Source: RefSeq, a predicted model, not a curated record